GAAUCGAACAGAUAUAUAAAUCGCUUUUUUCACAGAGAAUCUCGCCGGAGUUUUGAUUCAUAUAUUCGAAGGUUAUGGCGGAAGAACACAGGCUUCAAGAACCACGAUUAUGUGCUAAGAAUUGUGGUUUCUUUGGAAGCACCGCUACACAAAAUCUUUGUUCUAAAUGUUUCAGAGAUGUUCAACAUCAAGAACAAAACUCUUCCACCGCUAAACACGCUCUUAACCAAACCUUAGCCGCCGUUUCUACAGGUGGCGGUACCGCGUCCUCCUCCGUAUCACCACCGCCUCAAGCUGAUUCGAAAGAAAUCGUCGAAGCGAAUUCGAAGAAACGAGCGGCGGCUGAGGAGGAGGAAGCGGCGCCGUCGCAAGAUCCGAAGCGGUGUUUGACUUGUCGGCGGCGGGUGGGAAUAACGGGGUUUCGGUGUAGGUGUGGCUUCGUUUUCUGUGGGACACAUAGGUACGCGGAGCUGCAUGAAUGUUCGUUUGAUUUCAAGAGGAUUGGGAAGGAUAAGAUCGCUAAGGCGAAUCCGAUUGUGAAAGCUGAUAAGCUUGAGAAGAUUUGAGUUUGUUGUUUGUUGUUGUUGUUUGGUUUGUGUGUUUGAAUGAAACCCACACACAUGAUGAUGAAGAAGAGCAAGAAACAAACAUGCUAAUGUAAAUUUAAUCAUAUCAUUUUAAGCUUUAUUUGAUGAUUUUCUUCAGUUUGGUUAUAAAAUUUGCCUCUCCCCA
Messenger RNA from Arabidopsis lyrata subsp. lyrata, 732 nucleotides. RefSeq names its product zinc finger A20 and AN1 domain-containing stress-associated protein 3. Gene Ontology annotation, molecular function: zinc ion binding; DNA binding. The transcript is spliced from 2 exons. The record is from RefSeq and is a predicted model, not a curated record. The coding region runs from base 75 to 566 and encodes 163 amino acids. NCBI's taxonomy places the organism in Eukaryota, Viridiplantae, Streptophyta, Magnoliopsida, Brassicales, Brassicaceae.